CAUUAUUACCUUUUCUUUUAUUUUUCUCUGUGUGCGCCUUUUGAAGCUCAAUAUAGUCAAGCAAACAUGCACGGAACGAGAUGACAAUACUUAGGCAAAACUAGGGUUUCCUCCCCAUUCUCUCUUCUUGGUUCAAGUUUGUGAUUGAAGUCGCUCUUGGGUCUCUCAUAUAAACAGAGGAAGUCUUUCUCUUAGAGAGUUAGUGGGAGAAAAUAGUAUAGAGAAAUAGAGAGAGGGAUAGAGAACGAAGUGCUAAGCAGCAGAAGUUGCGGAUUUGCUUGCCUUCUUUCUCUUUCUUUCUCUCUUCAAGAAAAAAAAAAGGACUCAUCUUUAGAGAGGGAGUUGGAGACAUUUGGAUACCCAUAUAACCUUUUGUCUCCUCUGUCCUCUCUAUCUGUUUAUUUUCUGUUUUUUUUCCCCUUUAAUUCUUAGCCUUUUCUUUUUGACAUACCCAGUUGUGUAUAUCUUGGGUUUUUGGUCUGAUUUAGGGGAAUCAGUGAAUGGGAUUGUAGUGUUUGUUUGGGGACUAUUUCAUGAGUUUUGGGGGUUUUCUUGAUAGCAGUAGCGGCUCCGGUGGUGGUGGUGGCGCUGAGAGAUUCGUGACUGAUAUCUCUUACAACACCAACACCAAAAGUAUGCCCACUGGUGCAAUCUCUCAACCACGCCUUGUGACUCACCCUCCAAACAAAUCCUUGUUCAACUCCCCAGGCCUCUCUCUCGCUCUGCAACCAAACAGUGAUGGGCAUAUUGAAAUACCGAGAAUGAUAGACAACUUUGAGGGGAAUAUCAGUUUGGGUAGGAGGAGCCGAGAAGAGGAGCAUGAGAUGAGCAGAUCUGGGAGUGAUAACAUGGAUGGUGUCUCCGGUGAUGAUCAAGAUGCCACCGACAAGCCUCCAAGGAAGAAGCGUUAUCACCGACACACUCCUCAACAAAUCCAAGAACUCGAAGCUCUGUUCAAAGAGUGCCCUCAUCCUGAUGAGAAACAGCGUCUUGAGCUUAGCAGAAGGCUUUGUUUGGAGACCAGGCAAGUCAAGUUCUGGUUCCAAAAUCGCCGAACCCAAAUGAAGACCCAACUGGAGAGGCACGAGAACUCGCUGCUGAGACAAGAGAACGACAAGCUCCAAGCCGAGAACAUGUCAAUCAGAGACGCAAUGAGAAACCCAAUUUGCACUAACUGUGGUGGUCCGGCAGUGAUCGGUGAAAUCUCUAUCGAAGAGCAGCAUUUGAGGAUCGAGAAUGCUCGAUUAAAGGACGAGCUGGAUCGUGUUUGUGCUCUCGCAGACAAAUUUUUGGGGAGACCAGUAUCAUCUCUGGCUUCAUCAAUGGCAUCCCCAAUGCCAAACUCGAGUUUGGAACUCGGAGUCGGAAGCAAUGGAUUUGGUGGGCUGAGUAGUACUGCUGCGGUGAGAACACUCCCUUUGGGGCCUGAUUUUGGAACUGGGAUUUCGACUACUGUUUUGGCUGUAGCCCCUCAAUCGAGAACUAAUCUGACCGGGCUAGAUCGAUCCGUGGAGAGAUCCAUGUUUCUCGAACUUGCUUUAGCUGCCAUGGAUGAAUUGGUUCAGAUGGCACGGACUGAUGAGCCUCUAUGGAUCAGGAGUGUUGAAGGAGGAAAAGAAAUGUUGAAUCAAGAGGAGUAUCUGGGGACUUUCACUCCUUGCACUGGACUGAAACCAAAUGGGUUUGUCACUGAAGCUUCUAGGGAGACUGGUGUGGUUAUCAUCAACAGUUUGGCCCUCGUAGAGACUCUGAUGGACUCGAAUCGCUGGGCGGAGAUGUUCCCAUGUUUGAUAGCCAGAACUUCUACUACAGAUGUGAUUUCCAGUGGCAUGGGAGGCACAAGAAACGGCGCACUUCAGCUGAUGUAUGGGGAGCUGCAAGUCCUUUCACCACUGGUGCCGGUGAGGGAGGUGAACUUCCUGCGGUUCUGUAAGCAGCACGCAGAGGGUGUGUGGGCUGUGGUGGAUGUGUCAAUUGACUCAAUCCGUGAAAAUUCAGGUUCACCAGCAUUUGUGAACUGCAGGAGGCUGCCUUCCGGUUGUGUGGUGCAAGAUAUGCCAAAUGGGUACUCCAAGGUUACAUGGGUGGAACAUGCAGAAUACGAUGAGAGUCAAGUUCACCAGCUCUACCGACACCUAGUAGGUUCCAGCAUGGGCUUUGGUGCCCAGCGUUGGGUGGCUACCCUGCAAAGACAAUGUGAAUGCCUCGCCAUUCUCAUGUCCUCCAAUGUCUCCUCUAGAGAUCACGCUGGCAUAACACCGAGUGGUAGGCGAAGCAUGUUGAAGCUAGCGCAGCGGAUGACCGAUAACUUCUGUGCGGGUGUCUGUGCAUCGACGGUUCACAAGUGGAACAAGCUGAAUGUUGGUAAUGUUGAUGAAGAUGUACGGGUCAUGACCCGAAAGAGCGUGGACGAUCCAGGGGAGCCACCGGGCAUUGUGUUGAGUGCUGCCACCUCGGUCUGGCUUCCGGUUUCUCCGCAGAGACUGUUUGACUUCCUCCGUGAUGAACGGCUCAGAAGUGAAUGGGAUAUUCUAUCCAACGGUGGUCCUAUGCAGGAGAUGGCCCGCAUUGCCAAGGGCCAAGAUCACGGCAACUGCGUAUCCCUCCUCCGUGCCAAUGCUAUGAACUCGAACCAGAGCAGCAUGCUGAUACUGCAGGAGACGUGCAUAGACGCGGCGGGAUCGCUUGUGGUGUACGCGCCCGUUGACAUUCCAGCCAUGCACGUUGUCAUGAACGGUGGAGAUUCUGCUUACGUAGCACUCCUCCCCUCGGGCUUCGCAAUCGUACCGGAUGGGCAUGGGUCGCGCGGGCCCACGCCAACGCACAACGGGGCUGCAAAUGGUGGCCCACCGAGAGCGAGCGGGUCGCUUCUGACAGUGGCUUUUCAAAUCUUGGUGAAUACUCUACCUACAGCCAAACUGACGGUGGAGUCGGUGGAGACAGUUAACAAUCUCAUCUCGUGCACUGUCCAAAAGAUCAAGGCUGCUGUUCAGUGUGAGAGUUAGAUCGAUCGCGUGACAUGUCGCGUGAUCUUCUUGGAAAAAGUGGUUCCUUUUCUUUUUCUUUUGUUUUUUUUUUGGGGUAUGGUGAAGUUAUUAUGAAGUAGGUGUCGGGUAGCUGGCUAGCUGUGUUUGAGGUGGCGCAGUGAAUGGUGAAGAGUAGGGGUUGGUCGGUCGGUGAUGAGUUAUUGUGGUGGCCUGGGGGGUGGUUGAGUCAAGAACGAACCGCGCGCAUGGAGACCGACUGCUUGUGUACUGUGAUAAGUUAUAAGCCGACAAUGACCGAUUCUGGGAUGAUGCUUUUAAUUGAACACAGUAGCGCAAGGGUGGUGGUUCGGGUAUUGACUCAGGUCAACCCCUUUGAAGCUGCCUCUUCUUGCCAGACAGAUGGUUAAAAUCUAAGGUGAAAAAUAAGGAAAAAGGGGUUUUGAAACAAUUGAUUUGUUAUUCGUAUUUGACUGUUCCAAGAAUUGAAUUUAAGUUAUAUAUUAUGUUGUGUGAAAGACUGAAGAAGUGUCUGUAAAGACGAAUUUAUUCA
Molecule: messenger RNA, 3537 nt
Organism: Tripterygium wilfordii
Lineage: Eukaryota; Viridiplantae; Streptophyta; Magnoliopsida; Celastrales; Celastraceae
Product: homeobox-leucine zipper protein ANTHOCYANINLESS 2
Exons: 9
Coding region: 534-3005 (823 amino acids)
Biological process (GO): regulation of DNA-templated transcription
Molecular function (GO): DNA-binding transcription factor activity, RNA polymerase II-specific; DNA binding; lipid binding
Source: RefSeq, a predicted model, not a curated record